Messenger RNA from Auanema sp. JU1783, 4464 nucleotides. NCBI's taxonomy places the organism in Eukaryota, Metazoa, Nematoda, Chromadorea, Rhabditida, Rhabditidae. The record is from the annotation of a GenBank genome assembly.
AUGUUAGCAAUCCUUCUUUACUUAUUCACAAUCCCGAUCCGAAGUGUUGAGACGUUUAGCGAUGACUUCAGUCAGUUUCCGAUUUAUUGGAAUCUCCAUACUCAGCAUUGCUAUCAUCAUAACAUUAGCAUACCACUAGACGAAUAUGGCAUUUUGUACAACGAAGGUCAUUCCUUCAGAGGCGAUAAUGUUGUGAUUUUCUAUGAGUAUUCAUUCGGAAGGUUCCCUUACUUCAAGAACUACAAUCUAUCUGAGGCUGUGAAUGGCGGUAUGCCUCAGCUUGUCGAUAUCGAAGAACAUCUAUUCAAAGUUGCGGAACAUGUAAAUGAAAAUAUCCCACACGAAGACUUCGGUGGGAUAGCCGUGAUUGAUUUCGAAGAAUGGAGACCUCUUUUCUCGUUGAAUUGGGGCUCGAAGAGAAUAUACACCAGGAAGUCUAUAGAACUAGUUAAACAUCGCUAUCCUUUCUUAUCAGAUAGGGACGCCAGAAGUUUAGCAGAAGAAGAAUUUAAUUACGCGGCAAAAAAAAUAUUCGUGGAGACUAUCUCACUUUGUCGAAGAAUGAGACCUUUUGCCAAAUGGGGGUUCUAUGGGUUUCCCUAUUGUAACUAUAACGCUGGCGAGACCGAAAAUCAUCAAUGUUCAAAGAAAUAUGAAAAUUUCAAUAAUGAAUUGUUCCCGAUUUUUACGGCCGGAAACGCAUUAUUCCCAUCUAUUUAUUUAGAUAUGAAAAAGAAUGAAAAUAGAGGAUAUGUCAUGGCAGUGUUAAGAGAGGCGUUGAGAAUAAGUGGGAAUGCCGCGGAACGGCUUCCAAUCUAUGCUUAUACCAAGUUCGAAUACAAACCUUAUGAAAACUUUGACUCUUUCUAUACAAAGGAAGAUGUAUGCAAUACAAUAAAACAAUCUGCCGAUAUGGGGGCUGAUGGUCUGGUCCUUUGGAGCACCAGUGCUAAUAUGGUUCAACGUUGCACUUAUCUAGCCAACUAUAUAACUAACGAGUUAGGGCCGAUCGUUGAACUCAUACGGAAGAGAAUCGAACGUUGUAGAAGUCUGAGAUGUUCUAGUAAUGGAAAAUGUGUCACAGAUCAAAUGGUCGCUAAAUGUUCUGUUCGUGUGAAUCCUCAAAUAUACUCAUGCCAAUGUGAUCAGCAUUAUUACGGCGACUCAUGUCAGCAUCAUAGAGGAUAUAAUUUCCUUUAUAGAAAGGAAGAGGAAUCCGAACCAUCUGAAACGGUGCUGAAUGACGGUCUGUUCUAUUACCUGGAGCAUGACUCUUUAGGUAUCACCGAGGCUCCAUUGCAGCUUGUAGGCUUUAUUUUCUACUUCGUGAUAUAUCACCUCGCCCAAUCUUCGGAAGACCAUUUGGAAGGCUUUUCCAAAUUACUUAUUGAACAGUUUGAAUUACAAUCUCGCGUAGCAUUAGUUGAUGAGGAGCUGCAGUCUCUUCGAGAAGAGGUUGAGAUAAAAAAUGAGGAUCCUGUCAGCCUCCUUGACACAGCUAAAAAUGGAUUGGAGAAAGUAUUUAACACAAGGAUAGAAGUUCUGCAGGAUCUGGUGAAUGCAGCUGAAGCAGCAGCGCAAGAAUAUAUUCAUGAUACCCCAGAAAUGGAAUUUCAUACUCCAUUAGAUGAAAUCUCGUGUGAAAAUGAGAUAAGAAGAAUGAACGAAUCUGACGUUCGUAUUCCCGCUAAUCGGGGACGGAGUAAGUCAGGGACUCACGUUAAUAUUGAGAGUUAUCAAUGCGAUGCUCGUGUUCGACGGGAUUUCGCAUGGACAGGCAGUAGAGUGGUUGAGGAUGUAAUGCGAAAAAACAAAGAUAAAUACCCGGAAAUGGGACAUCAGUUCAUAGGGACUUAUAGCGGUCUGACCAGAAUGUAUCCUUGGAGACAUUGGGAAACGGAACCAUCUCAGAUAACUAUAGACCUAUAUGAUCCUAAGUUUCGUCCAUGGUUUGUGAACGCAGAAACGACACCCAAAGAUAUCAUAUUUUUAAUAGACUAUUCCGGAAGUGUCAAAGGUCCAACCAUGCAUCUCAUAAAAAUAACUAUGAUGUACGUUAUGUCAACUUUAACUCCGAACGAUCAUUUUUAUGGAGUUUACUUCAAUUCUCAUUUCGGGCCAAUUCUAAAUUGCCACAAUACAACAUUCAUACCAGCAACUACAGCGAACAAAAGAGUUUUUUUCGAAAGGUUAGGACAAUUAGAAGAACGAGAUCAAGCUCAUCUGGAAGCUCCUUUAAAAUUUUCAUUAGAUGUCUUACGUGAUAAUUUGGAGACGAAUUCUUCUUUAUUCAUCAAUUCACGGUCCGGUGGCCAUAAGCUCAUUAUGCUUUUCACUGAUGGAGUUGAUGAAUGGCCUAGUGAAGCUCUAGAAGAAGAAAUCAGCAUCCGGGGUGAAGAUCCAGUUCGUAUAUUUGGAUUCUCUAUGGGAUACGGAACUGGCCAGUUACCAUUGUUGAACUACCUGGCUUGUAAAACAUUCGCUUCAUACUCGGUCGUGGACUCUAUCAUGGAUGUCAAGCCUCAAUCUCGAUCUUUUCUUGAUUUUUUGAGCGAAGAGCACUCACGUUAUUUGAAAAAUAUACCUGUAAAUGAACGUCAAAUCAGCUGGACAAAUCUUUAUAUGGAAGCACAAGGUAUGGGACCCAGUAUCACAUUGUCCUUGCCAGUCUUGAAUAAGAAACGCAAUUUGAUCUGGUCGAACCAUGGCAUGGCUGGAGUUGCAGGUCUCGAUAUAUCUCUAGCGGAAAUAACUAAGUUUUUGCCAACUGGUGAGAAAGUAUAUGGCUAUGUAGUUGACCACAACGGGAUCUUAUUAUACCAUCGUAAUCUCAUACUACCAAAAACAGAAGUUCAUUGCAUCCGACGCAGCGCUUGUUACGAUGCAAGUCAAGUGAGAUCAAAAGCUGGCUCUGGUCUUCGGGUUCAAUAUGGCUUCAGCGAUCAGCGUGUUUAUCGUUUAGUAGGAUUGAUUGAUAGUAUACCUACUAUCGAUAUGUUCGAAUUGGAAGGAUCAUCAGAAGCAAUGAAGAAGUUACGGAGUUUGGUUUUGAAACAUUCAUGUAGCGGAGACAAGAUCCUUGACGGGAAUAGAGAGUUCUAUUGUGAAUCUGUAUCAAACACUCCUUUCACGGUUGUUAUCGUGAACACAUUAGAUCAAGAUACGCUAACUUUGAGCUCUGCGAUUUCGAAAUUUUUAGUAGGACAAAGCCCGCUAGUUUCCUACUUUCUGUCAAAAAGAGAUAUUUGUAAUUGGAUGUUGGAUCGUAUUUCUCCGGAACUGAGAUUCUCAGCUCUUCUUGAGCUGGACUGCUUGCAGGAUUUGUCAUUAACUAAAGGAUUGGUUAACUCAGUUCAUAAAUGGGCUAGCUCUUGGCCAUCGAGAGAAAUAACCUCGAAUACAUCAUGUGAAGAGAUCAGCCUACCAGUUGGUUUCGAUUCACGUUUUUUCAUCAACUCUUUUGUCCAUUCUCGCGCUCAAAUAAGCACAUUCUUUCCACGAUGCUCUGCCUUGACGAUGAAAGCAGUUACAGCUAAAUUUGAUAAAGAACGAUAUAUCAAAGAUCCGUCUUCCAAUUUGCAAAUGACAAUUAGGAAUAAUAUCAUAUUGGCUUACAAGUCUUUAACGGAUCAAAAUCAAAACAGACUAGCUGUUGUUGGUGUUCAAUGGAAGCCUGACUAUGUAGACUCUCUCUUCCGCAAUUGGACUUCUUCGAAAAUGGAUUGGUUGGCAAAGUGCAAGCGUAAGGACUGUUUGAUUGUUACUAGGUCAGGGUUUGUUGUGGCAUCAUCGACACGUAAACGGUUGAACCAUCUGGCAGUUUUCGAUCCUCAGCUGUUCAGUACUUUGGUGGAUCAUAACUUAGUCAAUGUAACGAUAUCAUAUGAUGCUCAAGGAGAAUGUCCAGUAAAGAAAGUAGCGCCUUGGAGCAGCUCGUCCAACUCUCAUCGUGGAGUUUUUCGAACUUUUCUAGACUUAGUUGUUUUAUUCGUGAAAAAAACGUUUUGGUUCGACGUAUUUUUCAUGUCCAAAAACUCUCGAGUAGUAGCUCAACCAUCCAUGAGUGGUGGCAUCUGUCGCUUCCAGAGAAUUAAACCCAUUGAGAGAUGUAUACUACGAAAUGUGCAUUACAGUCUAUCUCUAAACAUAUCUAAACAAAUGCAAUUAUCCAACUUGAAAUGUUCGAGAUACGCUCGUUUGUUUUCCAUUGCUAAUACACACUUGACUCUUGUAGAAGUUGAUAGAUCCUGUCCAGGAUUCCGGGGGGCGAAAAGGAACUAUCCUGUUGAGCCUGAGAAAAUGGAAAGCUGCGAUAAAAUUGGGAACUUCGAGGGGCGAAAACCAAAACCCUAUAAUAUUUCCAUAUCUCAACUUGAUUUCACUGCUGAAUGUGCUGGUAAUAGUGCUUACCCAAACAAAUUCACUUUGGCUCUUGGAGCUGCCUUAUUCUCAAUAUUGUUUUAA